AUAUCACCAAAAAAACUUGAAAAUCCAUGUCUUAGGUCCAAUGAAAGACAAGCAUUACAUAAGGAAUUAUUAUUUAAUUAUAAAAGAGGUGUAAAUGUUCUACAGAAACCAGAAUUAAAUAAAAUUCUAGAGAAACGAAAAGAACAACAAAGAUUAAAAGAAUGGGAUAACCAACAUACUAAUAAACGAACUAGUUUAGAAUUGAAGUUGGAGGAACGAGCUAAUCGAAUGAAAGAGGAAGAGAAUAGCAGAAUGAAUUCCAUUAAGGAAAAGACUGAAAAUGCUCCUGAAUUCUUAAAAAUG
Lottia gigantea (owl limpet) is the source of this 303-nucleotide messenger RNA. RefSeq lists its product as hypothetical. NCBI's taxonomy places the organism in Eukaryota, Metazoa, Mollusca, Gastropoda, Lottiidae. The transcript is spliced from 3 exons. The record is from RefSeq and is a predicted model, not a curated record. The annotation marks the transcript as partial.